Molecule: messenger RNA, 912 nt
Organism: Lecanosticta acicola
Lineage: Eukaryota; Fungi; Ascomycota; Dothideomycetes; Mycosphaerellales; Mycosphaerellaceae
Source: the annotation of a GenBank genome assembly
AUGACUUCAGCCUCGACACCACCUAUCGGCUCUUGUAGUGCACCACCGAUGAUUGGACCACCGUACAAGCCCAAGGGAUGGUUCGUAAAGGUCCAUGGCAUCAAGAUCUGUGAGUCCCACCUCCAUAACAUCCAAUGCUUGUCGCUAAACUAUGUGUUCGCAGACGGGAACGGGCCGCAGGAUGCCACAAAGGCUCUUUUGAUAAUAUACGAUGUGUUCGGCUUCUCGUCACAGAUCCUUCAAGGAGCAGACUUUCUAGCCGGUAUGUGAUGCCAAGUAGAUCAUUCUCUCGGGCUGCUAAAUCUCUUGAGCGCGGCACAUUAUUGCCUGUUUUCAAGCGCUGACUCGCAAGCAGCACAAGGGUAUAAGGUGUUUAUGCCAGAUCUCUUGGAAGGCAGACCAGCACCGAUGGAAUGGAUGCCAAUGCCAGACGCGACUGGAAGGGAACCACCAGCGAAUGACCGCGCGCUCGAUGAGUUUUGUCAAGGCCCUGGGAACACACAGAGCACGAUAGGAAAGGUCCUUCAGAUUACGCAAAUAUCUCAAGCCAGCAAUCCCCAAAUCACCAAAUGGGGGCUAGUCGGAUACGGUUGGGGAGGAUACGUUGCAAACUGCCUGCUCGCUGCUGGAUCGCCAUUCGAGGCAUGCGCGCAACUCCAACCUGGAUGGCCUGGUCAAGAGGUUGCCGAGAGAGUAGCAAAGCCCAUUUUAGCACUUUGCUCAAAGGACGAACCGGAAAGCGAUUAUGCACACUUCAAGCCUUAUCUCAAGGUAGAUGCCAAGUUCGUGCAUUUCCCAAAAAUGAUCCAUGGCUGGAUGAGCGCGAGAGGGGACUUGUACAGGCCAGAGGUACAAAGGGACUACCAGCGAGGCUACGAGAUAGUAGCAGAGUGGUUCAUGCGGUAUCUGUAG